AUGGAUCUAUUUACUAUAAAUUCAAAAUUAGAAAAUAAUCAAUAUACAAGUUUAAAAGAAUUUGAAAAAGAUAUUCGUUUAAUAUUUUGCAAUUGUUAUACAUAUAAUGAUAUUAAAAGUAAAGAAUAUUGUUCAGGUAGAAUAUUAGAAUCUAUUUUUAAUGAAAAAUGGAAUGAAAAAAUUAUUCUUCAUGAUAGACAAACAAGAGAACUGAAAAGAGUAAGAGAUACUGAUACUGAUGAUACUGAUGAUACUGAUAAAUCCUGGAAGAAACAAUGUCAAAUUUUAGAACAAAAUAAAAAUAAUUUAAUAUAUAGACAGGUUAUUAAUGAUGCACUCCUUNCUGAUAAAUCCUGGAAGAAACAAUGUCAAAUUUUAGAACAAAAUAAAAAUAAUUUAAUAUAUAGACAGGUUAUUAAUGAUGCACUUCUUAUUGCUUCAGCAUAUGAAAGUCUUGUUGUAGGUAAUAUUAUACCAUUUAUUGAAAUUUUAAAGACAUUUCUAUUAACUAGAUCAAAAAUGUCUUUAUCUUCAGCAAAUGAAUCUAUGCUUCAGGCAAUUAUUGAAAGUCUUCUACCAUUAAAAUAUCGUAUUCCAGAGCUUUCAUUAGUAAUGGAUGGCAAAAAGUUAAAGGGAUCAGGUCGCUUUGGUUAUUCAGAUAUUUUUGUUUUGAAAGGAAUAGGUGAUAUUUACUAUAUUAGCUUAGAAUUAAAAUAUAUUUCAUUUGUUGGUUUAAUAAAAAAUCAUAAAGCUAAAUAUGGUGCAAAUGAAUUAGAAAACUUAGAUAAAAUCCUUGAAAAGGAAAUUGAAGAAGAUUUACUAAAAAGACCAUAUACAUAUUGGUCCAAAGAACAUAAAAGAACAAAUCAGACAACUAUAGGUGAAGUAUUUAACAGUGGUAUAAGUCAACUUGAUUCAUAUAUGAAUACAAUUUCAAAGGGAAGAGUUGUUGAUUAUUCUUGUUCAGGAAUAUUUGAUUAA
Molecule: messenger RNA, 981 nt
Organism: Rhizophagus irregularis DAOM 181602=DAOM 197198
Lineage: Eukaryota; Fungi; Glomeromycota; Glomeromycetes; Glomerales; Glomeraceae
Molecular function (GO): protein binding
Source: RefSeq, a predicted model, not a curated record